Molecule: messenger RNA, 648 nt
Organism: Meleagris gallopavo (turkey)
Lineage: Eukaryota; Metazoa; Chordata; Aves; Galliformes; Phasianidae
Source: RefSeq, a predicted model, not a curated record
UGUUCUGAGCUAGACCUAGCCCCUGUGUUUCCUCUGCUUUCUCUUCCAGAGAAGGCUGUUAAGCUGCUGGAAAGAAACAUUCCCUUCUUUCUGAGGAUGAGUCGGGGAGAGGGGCCGAAGGUGAGGAGGAGGCUCUGCAGCAAACCCCAGGAGGAAAGUCCAGUGCAGCCAAGAGGUCGGCCUGUUUUGAGGGUGCCUGGACACAAGCCUACAGACUGGGAGAAGAAAUGUUUGCUGUGGGCAGGCCAUUUCAAGAAGCCGGAGGAUAUACCAGAGGUCGUCUCGAUUGACGUAAUCCGAGCAGCACAAACCACUCUGCGGGUGAAGUUCAGCUACGUAAUGAUUGCCUUGACAAUAAUGGGAUGCAUAGUGAUGGUGAUCAGAGGAAAGCAGGCUGUAAAAAGGCACGAAUCUCUUGCAAGCAUCAACAUGGAGAAGAAAGCUCAAUGGAAGGAAGAAGCUACUCAGAGUGCAUCUGCUAAACCUUAGAGGAGAAAAGGAAGAAACCGAGAAUGGGGGAAGAAAAGCUGAUGUCCUUUUCAGCUCCUUUUCAGAGAGUUGCUCCUCUUUUUUGUGUUCAGCACUCGUGUUCAAGAAUGAAUGCAUUAUGCUGUAAUCAUUAAAAACAAACAUGUUUUCUUCCUGAUA